Sungouiella intermedia is the source of this 678-nucleotide messenger RNA. The record is from the annotation of a GenBank genome assembly. Lineage: Eukaryota; Fungi; Ascomycota; Pichiomycetes; Serinales; Metschnikowiaceae.
AUGGCCAUCGAUAGCAUGAGAAUAUGCACGGUUUGUGCCUCCAACAAUAACCGUUCGAUGGAAUCUCAUAAACAGCUAAAAGAUGCUGGCUAUAAUGUAAGCUCAUUUGGAACUGGAUCUUCGGUCAAACUCCCAGGUCCUUCUAUAGAUAGACCAAAUGUUUACGAGUUUGGAACCCCUUACGAAUACAUUUACCAGGACUUGAUGUCUCAGGAUUUCCGCAAGAUGUAUGAGGCCAACGGAUUGAUUUCAAUGUUGGACAGAAACAGACAUGUCAAAAAAGCACCUGAAAAAUGGCACAACAACGCAGCAUCUGGUAAAUUCGAUCUAGUUAUUACUUGUGAAGAGAGAUGUUUUGAUUCGGUGCUAGAAGAUUUAAUGAAUCGUAUGAAUAACAAGCCAGAAGAGAUUGAGGAGAACGAUGUCCGGCGAGUGGUCCAUGUGAUUAACAUCGACAUCAAGGAUGACAACGAGAACGCCAAGAUUGGUGGUAAGGGUAUUGUGAAGCUCGUGCUGAUGAUUCACGAGUUCCGAGAGGAGGAAAAGCAGAAGAAGUUGAAGGAAGGAGAUACUGAUCAGUAUCCGGUGAUCAUGGAGGACGAGAUGAUGCAGAUCUUAACCAAAUGGCAGAGUGAACAUACCCAUUUGCCUACGUUAUACAGUGUGUCGUAUUACUAG